AUGAAAGUUCAAGAAUUCACUCCGCCAAGCCUAGGAGCUAGACCAAGCCCUUAUGUGGACGUGGAUCCUUCUAAGAAAGUGACAAGGCUGGAAAUGGAAAUUUUUAUUGUCAACGGAAUACUUCCGCCCCACAGAAACAUCGCUCAGAUCAAGGACGUCCUGAUAAGCAAAACGACGGUCUACAUUGUCCAGGAGCUAUGCGGAACAAAAUCUCUCUUAGACUUUUAUGGCGACGCUGACGACAGAAGUGCGCGCAGGGUCUUCAAACAAUUAGUCGACGUCACUCACUUUAUCCAUCAAUAUGGCGUUGUACACCCGGCCUUAUACGGAAGAAGAAUUCUUUUUGCUGACUCUAGCUACACGGACGUCAAGCUCAUAGACUUUGGCAGUUCUCAUUAUAACCCAUCGACCGCUACACGAGUACGUGAUAAUUUCAAUCCAGCUCACUGGUUCACGGGAGGAGAAUUAGACACACGUUACAAAAGGGGAUGGACACCACAAGAAGAUAUAGCAUCCCUGGGGCGAAUCCUGCACAACAUUCUCGCCGGAGAAGAGGUCGAUCAUUUCGGAUUCGAUGAAGACUACGGCCGCGAGCACCCCGCAAACGAAAAAGACUUCGAAAUACUCGAAGACGAAUUUAAGCCGAGGGUGGAUGUGUUUGAUGCGCAAGCGCUGAAUUUGCUCUCCAUAAUAGGGCCGUCCUAUUUCCGCAAUCAAGCCCCACUUCCCCGAUCCCUGGACCAGAUCCUUCUCCAUCCUUGGCUUGCUGAACCAAACUAA
Messenger RNA from Marchantia polymorpha subsp. ruderalis, 780 nucleotides. NCBI's taxonomy places the organism in Eukaryota, Viridiplantae, Streptophyta, Marchantiopsida, Marchantiales, Marchantiaceae. The record is from the annotation of a GenBank genome assembly.